Molecule: messenger RNA, 3030 nt
Organism: Penicillium robsamsonii
Lineage: Eukaryota; Fungi; Ascomycota; Eurotiomycetes; Eurotiales; Aspergillaceae
Product: Helicase C-terminal
Exons: 12
Coding region: 1-3030 (1009 amino acids)
Molecular function (GO): ATP binding; ATP-dependent chromatin remodeler activity
Source: RefSeq, a predicted model, not a curated record
AUGGAUCAAUCCAUUGGAACCAAUACCAACCCAAUUAAGGAGGCCUCAAAAAAGACUUCAAGUCCUGCUAAAGAAGACCCAACUCGUGAUCACACUGAUGAUGUGCAGAUAGAAACCGGGCCAGAAGACCUAUACAACCUGACUAGUCCGGCAGACGUGGAAGUCUGCAUUCUACCCUACACGCCAAAUGUGGAAACGAGCAUGGUUCAGGACAAUUCGACAGAACCAGGGAGUCAGGAUGACUCUGCACCAGAUUCGGUCAAAGAAGCCGAGGAAUACCCAAGAGAUCGAGACUCGACAGGAGGCUCAUCUCGGGAAUCUUCUAGCAUUGAACUGGGCCAAUAUGACGCGGAAGGGCACCCACAGGAUGAUUCCAAGAAUGAAGAACCCUCUGACAGUGACUACUCGGAUAAUGAAUUGACCCAAUAUGAUUUGGAUGAGGAGCCAGAUGAUGACACCGACGAGGAAAGAUCUUGCGGUAGUGACGACGAGUACCAACCAACGGAGGGAGCUCCGAAGCCAGCCAAGGGAGGGGCAAAAAUAGCACGGCCUAAGGGGAAGAAGCAGAACGCAAAAGCUCCAGCAACCCUGAAAGAAACGGUCAAGAGUCUGAUGACCAGGAACAUUCUGAGUGCUGCAAAUGAGAAUGCAACAAGAUUCCACCAAGGCAUCCCAGUGUCCCAAAAAAAGGACAAGGCAAAAGCGCUUAUGGAGGAGGUUGCAAAACUUCCAGCGGAAGACCAGCCACAGGCAAAAAAAGACGCAAGCGCGCUGCUUGAGGCCUCGAGGAAGUUCACACGUUCGGCGUCGAUUGAGAAUAUGGACUGGAAGAUUAAGGGUCUCAGGACCUUAUUGAAGCACCACCAGCUCAAAGCUGCUGCAUGGAUGCGCACCCGCGAAGAAUCCGAAGUGGAGCCAAAUGGAGGAUUGCUUUGUGAUGAGAUGGGUCUCGGGAAGACACUUACAGCACUCGCAAUUAUCGCCCAUGAAAAUUUCCAAAGUAGUAGAAAAUAUUCGACACUGAUCAUUGUCCCGAGGAGCUUGAUUGCACAGUGGAUUGAUCAGAUCGAUACACACUGCGAGGACAAGAUAAGACAAAGCGUUUUCGAGUAUUAUGCGGGUGCACGAACGGAUGACCGCAACGUUGUGAGCACGAUGCAGAAAAAGAUUAUUGUGCUCACCACAUAUGAGCAAGUCUGCAGUUCAUACCCGAAGUUAAAGCCACCAGUAACGAUCAAGUCUCCCGAAGAGUUUGAGGCAUGGAGGGAAGAGGAGUUCGCUCGCAGGGCUGGACCUUUCCAUAAGAUUGAGUGGCAUCGGAUCAUUCUUGAUGAAGCUCACUUGAUCAAGAACAAAGAUUGCGCGACCUCUAUUUCUGUUCGAGCGUUAGAGGGCAGAUUCAAAUGGGCUAUGAGUGGAACACCUUUGCACAACGGCGUGGAGGAGUUAUACCCAUACUUGCAUUUCAUCUUUACGUCGGAAAGAAUGGAAUAUGAGACUUUCUUGAAGAAACAUUCCAAUGGACUGGAUGAACUUCUUGAAACAGUACUGCACCGCAGUACAUACAGUACACGGAUACUUGGCAAGCCCAUCGUCACGCUUCCGGGAAUCAACAACCGAGUCGUGGAGGUUGAACUUUGCGCAGCAGAAAAGCUUCUUUAUAGGGAGAUUCAGGACCUUGGCGUUGCAAUGCUCAGUGGUUUGGCCGGCACAAAACAAAAGCAAAGCAAAUGCAUCUUGGCUGUGAUAACAAUGCUGAGAAUGUUUGUGAGCCACCCGCUCCUCGCCCAAAAGUUCCUCGAGGCCGCGCUCAAUAAACGUGUGAUCGAAGAGCUUAAAGCCAUGGCACAGCAAGAAGAUUUGGCCGAGACCCCAUCAGAGAUGAUUAUCAGCUUGAUUCUCUCCAUCGGAGCCAAGGUUGCUCUUCGACCAAGGCCACCAGGAGACUUUGACGAGCUUCGGAAAAUUUAUUACGAUCACAUGGCGUACAUCCAUCAACACCAGGGAAGAUAUCAAGAGCUUAUGCUCAAGGUAUGCCCUCGUUGCGACAACAUCGUAAAGGAGGAGAAUGAAUUUGUGAUCACAUCUUGUCAACACAUCUACUGCAAAGGCUGCUUCGAUGAGCUUCCUGACCAAAAUGGAGACACCAAUACCAUCACUCGCGUCUGCAGCUCCUGCAAGAUAUCCAUCGACGAGGCCGGAUACUCCCAUGAUUCGCCAAAGGGAUCGCCCAAGAAGAGCUCACCAAGAAAAAGAAAGCAGUCUAAAUCGGAGAAAACAGCCAAAAAAGUCAGCAAACCGCGAGGAUCAUUCAAAGAACAAGUUCUAUUGCGAGAUCUGUCAGAUGAGUGGGACGAACCCAGUGACAACGAGGCCGAUUGGGUUUCGUGCAUUGGUGAUCGCAUGCCAUCAGCGAAAACUACAGCGGUUCGGGAUCUUGUCGCAAACUGGGUGAAAGAAGACAAGGACGUUAAGAUCGUUGUCUUCGUUCAGUUCCUGAAGACUGCGAAGAUUCUUCAGUUCAUGUGCGAUCAGGAGGAAUGGGAAUACGCACUGAUCACAGGUAAGGUAUCUCCUACCUCGCGUGAUAAGAAGAUUGAGAAAUUUGCCAAGGAGAAAAACGUCAAGAUCAUGAUCACUUCUCUCAAGACUGGCGGCGUUGGUCUCAAUUUGACUAUGGCCAAUAAGUGCAUCCUCGUGGAUCCUUGGUGGAAUGAGGCAAUUCAAGACCAGGCAUACUGUCGUCUGUACCGCAUCGGACAACCACGCGCAGUGGAAUACGUCCAAAUUGUGGCCAAAGGAUCUAUUGACACAUGGAUGAUCAAAUUGCAGAAAGCAAAGACAUGGAAUAUCCGUCAGAUAUUCAGUACGGACUCGCUCAAGGAAAUCCUUGGUCUCUCCGGGGAGAUCCAUGAAGAACCAGACGGUGGAUUUUUGGUUUUCGCUGCGAAGGAAAACAAGCAUCUCCAUACCUGGACACAGGCUAUCGAUGGGAUCAUUGAAGAGGUGGAAUCUGCGGAAGAAGAUUAG